AUGAACAAACCCCGGAGACAAAGUUAUGAGCUAGGUGAGAACUCGUUCAACUCCCUCGGCAACGAGGAGUGGCAUUGGAUCAAGUCAUCGUCAGUACAGAGAUGCUGCGAUGAGUAG
Molecule: messenger RNA, 117 nt
Organism: Penicillium oxalicum
Lineage: Eukaryota; Fungi; Ascomycota; Eurotiomycetes; Eurotiales; Aspergillaceae
Exons: 1
Coding region: 1-117 (38 amino acids)
Source: RefSeq, a predicted model, not a curated record